GUGAUGUGGCAGUGAAAAUGUUGAAUGUUACGGCACCCACACCUCAGCAGUUACAGGCUUUCAAAAAUGAAGUAGGAGUGCUCAGGAAAACACGACAUGUGAAUAUCCUGCUUUUCAUGGGUUAUUCAACAAAACCCCAGUUGGCUAUUGUUACACAAUGGUGUGAAGGGUCCAGCUUGUAUCACCAUCUACACAUCAUUGAGACCAAAUUUGAAAUGAUCAAACUGAUUGAUAUUGCACGACAGACUGCACAAGGCAUGGAUUAUUUGCAUGCCAAGUCAAUCAUCCACAGAGACCUCAAAAGUAAUAAUAUUUUUCUUCAUGAAGACCUCACAGUAAAAAUAGGUGAUUUUGGUCUAGCUACAGUGAAAUCACGAUGGAGUGGAUCACAUCAGUUUGAACAGUUGUCUGGAUCUAUUCUAUGGAUGGCACCAGAAGUUAUUAGGAUGCAAGAUAAAAACCCUUAUAGCUUUCAGUCGGAUGUGUAUGCGUUUGGGAUUGUUCUGUAUGAAUUGAUGACUGGACAGUUACCAUACCUAAACAUCAACAACAGGGACCAGAUAAUUUUUAUGGUGGGACGAGGAUACCUAUCUCCAGACCUCAGCAAAGUACGGAGCAACUGCCCAAAAGCUAUGAAGAGACUAAUGGCAGAAUGCUUAAAAAAGAAAAGAGACGAGAGACCCCUUUUUCCACAGAUUCUUGCCUCCAUUGAGCUCCUGGCCCGGUCGUUGCCAAAAAUUCACCGCAGUGCAUCUGAGCCCUCAUUAAACCGGGCUGGCUUCCAGACAGAGGAUUUUAGUCUAUAUGCUUGUGCUUCUCCAAAAACUCCCAUCCAAGCAGGGGGAUACGGAGAAUUUGCAGCGUUCAAGUAGCCACAGCACCAUGGCAGCACCCACUCUGUUAUUUAAGUCUUGUGUUCCUACAGUUUCUUAACAUCAGAACUCUGUUCUGCUCCGCAAAACCUAAAGUAAUUUAGAAAAGAUAUCCAUAAGCUUAAAAGUGGAGCAGAAUGGAACUGCCAGUCCAACACAAGUGGGAAAAAAAGUACCUUUUUGGGAACCAGAAUCCUCUGCUGCCAGUGUUUCUCCUUCAACACAAACCACCACGUGCAUUCGGAGACCCGCAGUGGCUGCCUGUGCCGUUGGCAUCAUUCCCAGGAGAGAGGAGAGGGCGCUCGUGGUUUGACUGCGGUGCACGGGCAUGAGGGGAUGGAGCUGCUGCUGCUGCUUCAACUUAGGAGACUUGCUUUGGAUGGUCUGCCGGUCGGCUUUCUCCCUCUAACAACGUACCAUCAGAGGCUGAAUGUCUGAUGAGUGCUCAUUUAAAAGAAUCCUCCUCCAUUCUGAUCUUGGGGUUUGUUUUUUUUCCUGGUGUACUCACUGAUUUAUGGACAACGCAGUAUCCCCUUUUCACUGUAUUCCAAUGUCAGACACCUAAAUCUGUCUAUAUUAUUGGGUUUUAUUCCAGUAAAAUUGAAAGUAUGGGGUGAUGGGAGCUGGAGAAGAUGUUACUUGAAAGGCAAAGUGGUUAAUCUGAAGGAAAAGGGGAUGCUGCUGCACCUUUUUUCGGA
Molecule: messenger RNA, 1570 nt
Organism: Mesitornis unicolor (brown roatelo)
Lineage: Eukaryota; Metazoa; Chordata; Aves; Mesitornithiformes; Mesitornithidae
Gene: BRAF
Product: B-Raf proto-oncogene, serine/threonine kinase
Exons: 8
Biological process (GO): protein phosphorylation
Cellular component (GO): plasma membrane; mitochondrion; cytosol
Molecular function (GO): protein kinase activity; ATP binding
Source: RefSeq, a predicted model, not a curated record